Messenger RNA from Silurus meridionalis, 2590 nucleotides. RefSeq names its product K(lysine) acetyltransferase 7b (gene kat7b). The transcript has 15 exons. Gene Ontology annotation, cellular component: nucleus. The coding region runs from base 198 to 1880 and encodes 560 amino acids. Gene Ontology annotation, biological process: regulation of DNA-templated transcription. Lineage: Eukaryota; Metazoa; Chordata; Actinopteri; Siluriformes; Siluridae. The record is from RefSeq and is a predicted model, not a curated record. Gene Ontology annotation, molecular function: histone acetyltransferase activity; zinc ion binding.
UGGUCGGUUCCAACCGGAAAAGAGAAUGUAGCGCGCGAGAGAGGCUGCUGUUGCUUAAACUACAGUUAGUGGAAUUUGAAAGUCCUCGAUUCAAAUAAGAAAAGAAAAACAUUUUGCAAUAAAAAAGCGACAAAUUAAGAAGGUAGACGUAAUUAUAUGUGUCACUGAGAAGAAACCGGAAUUAUUUUACAGUCACAAUGCCCAGAAGAAAGAGAGCAGCCGGGAGCAGUUCUGAUGGGACCGCAGACUCUGAUGACUCCACUGAGCACGAGAAGACCGACAGCUCACACAGCGAUGCAAAUCCACGCAGCAAUGCACGGUUAACCAGAGCUUCUGUCCGGCUUAGUCAGAGCUCGCAAGAUGUACCAGCAGACUUGAAGCAAAUAGCAGAGAGAGACGAAUCACCACCCAGGACUCCAACAGGCAACGCUCCCUCAUCCGAGUCUGACAUUGACAUCUCCAGUCCCAAUGCAUCCCACGAUGAAGGAGCAUCCAAAGACCACAAAGACUCAGGCAGCGAUCCAUCUCAUAGGCCAAAGCGCCGCCGUUUCCAUGAGAGCUAUAACUUUAACAUGAAAUGCCCUACACCUGGAUGCAACUCCUUGGGACAUUUAACCGGAAAGCACGAACGACACUUCUCCAUAUCCGGCUGUCCUCUUUACCAUAACCUAUCAGCUGACGAGUGCAAGGUGAAAGCUACAGAGCGGGAAAAACAAGACGAGGAAAGAAGUCAAACUCAGAAUGAGGAAAAUAGACAUGCAACACGGCACCAGGCUCCUACGGCAAGGCAAGUAAAAUAUAAGGAAAAGGUUCAAGAAUUGAGAAAGAAGAAGGAUUCUGGACUGUCAAAAGAGCAGAAAGAUAAGUACAUGGAACACAGGCAGACCCAUGGAACAAAUAGAGAGCCUCUGUUGGAGAACAUCACAAGUGAAUAUGAUCUUGAGCUGUUUAGAAAAGCCCAAGCAAGAGCAUCGGAAGAUCUGGUCAGACCACAAGAUAUGAUAAAGGAGAAGCUGCGCAUGCAAGGUCAAAUCACUGAAGGUAGUAACAUGAUAAAAAACAUUCUGUUUGGUCGCUACGAGCUGGACACCUGGUACCAUUCCCCUUACCCAGAAGAGUACGCUCGGCUUGGCCGUCUCUACGUCUGUGAGUUCUGCCUGAAGUACAUGAAGAGCCAGACCAUCCUACGCAGGCACAUGGCCAAAUGUGUGUGGAAACACCCUCCCGGAGACGAGGUUUACCGAAAAGGAGCCAUCUCAGUGUUCGAGGUGGAUGGGAAAAAAAACAAGAUCUAUUGCCAGAACCUGUGUUUGCUGGCUAAGCUGUUUCUGGACCAUAAGACUCUGUACUAUGAUGUUGAGCCCUUCCUCUUUUAUGUCAUGACGGAGGCUGACAACACAGGAUGCCAUCUUGUGGGAUAUUUUUCAAAGGAGAAAAACUCCUUCCUGAACUACAAUGUGUCCUGCAUUCUCACCAUGCCACAAUACAUGAGACAAGGCUAUGGCAAGAUGCUGAUUGAUUUUAGUUAUCUGCUGUCGAAGGUGGAGGAGAAGGUGGGGUCCCCUGAAAGGCCGCUUUCUGACUUGGGCCUCAUCAGCUACCGCAGCUACUGGAAGGAAGUCCUGCUGCGCUACAUGUACAACUUUCAGGGCAAAGAGAUCUCCAUUAAAGAAAUCAGCCAAGAGACCGCUGUGAACCCAGUGGACAUCGUCAGCACUCUGCAGUCUCUACAGAUGCUGAAGUACUGGAAGGGGAAACACUUGGUUCUAAAGCGACAGGACCUGAUAGAUGAUUGGAAAGCGAAAGAGACCAAACGAGGCACCAGCAACAGGACCAUUGACCCCAGUUCACUGAAAUGGACCCCUCCCAAAGGAACCUAAGAAGUCCAACCGACUAGCCUUUUUCUCCAAUCUCAGUCUUUGAUGCACUUCAGCAUCUUUUCCAAUGAAUUCACAGCGUUCAUUGUCUUUUUGGUCUCUGUGUGGCCUUUGUACUUCUAUCCCUGCAGUGAUUUAUUAUUAUUAUUGUUUUUGUUCUUGUGCAGCUGUAAUUAUAAUACAGAUCGUCUCUUUUAAGCUUCAAUUUCAGCGUUUCAAAGGAUGACAUUUGACAUUGAGAAGAUACACCCACUGCUCAGAGUGUUUAUUUCCUUCACACCACAAUAUUCAAAUCUCCUGGCCUUGAUAAACCGGCUCAGUUCUUAGGGAACUAAACUUUACAUUAAGGUAAAAAUCGGGUUGGGCCAGUCACUUUCAAAGCAUACGCAUCACUACAAAGUAUUUCUGCAGCUCUCACACCCAGGUCUGAUGAAGGCUUUGAUAAUUAACUGAAUAUUUCAGUCGUGUUUUUAUAUAACUGAUGACACACUGUUCUGACAGCUAUACAUUACGGGUGCCUCCCUCGACGGGAAUUCGACACCUAUGUUAUAGGUUGACUAACUGCACUAGGUUAAAUGCCAAUUUCAGUAGAAUUACCAUGCAAGCAGUAAUUUAAUUUUUAUUUUCUCAGUAAGCUCACUGCAUUUUUUUUUCAUUUCUUAUAUAUAAGUCUUGCUCAAAUCUCAAAUUAAAGAAACAUUGAAAAGUGCAAA